Lates calcarifer (barramundi perch) is the source of this 1563-nucleotide messenger RNA. Its product is annotated as tubulin alpha chain. Gene Ontology annotation, biological process: microtubule cytoskeleton organization; mitotic cell cycle. The coding region runs from base 161 to 1516 and encodes 451 amino acids. The transcript is spliced from 4 exons. Gene Ontology annotation, molecular function: structural constituent of cytoskeleton; GTP binding. Gene Ontology annotation, cellular component: microtubule; cytoplasm. NCBI's taxonomy places the organism in Eukaryota, Metazoa, Chordata, Actinopteri, Centropomidae. The record is from RefSeq and is a predicted model, not a curated record.
GCUCUUUUCCGCCGGGUCAAAGACUAUAUAAAUGGCCCCGCCUAACCACAACUCUCAGUUACUUCUUACAAAGGAUCCCUAACGUCCUAUCUGUGAGAACUAACUUCGGCUCUUCCCGAUUUCAAGCCGAUCUCCUGCAGACUUCACAGCUUCAGUAAACAUGCGUGAGUGUAUCUCCGUGCACGUUGGUCAGGCUGGUGUCCAGAUUGGCAAUGCCUGCUGGGAGCUUUACUGCCUGGAACAUGGGAUCCAGCCAGACGGACAGAUGCCCAGUGACAAGACCAUUGGAGGAGGUGACGACUCAUUCAACACCUUCUUCAGUGAGACUGGAGCUGGAAAGCAUGUCCCCAGGGCUGUGUUUGUGGACCUGGAGCCCACGGUCAUCGAUGAGGUGCGCAGUGGGACCUACCGCCAGCUGUUCCACCCUGAGCAGCUGAUCACUGGCAAGGAGGAUGCUGCCAACAACUACGCCCGUGGACACUACACAAUCGGCAAAGAGCUCAUUGACCUGGUGCUGGACAGGAUCCGCAAACUGGCUGACCAGUGCACUGGUCUUCAGGGCUUCCUGGUUUUCCACAGCUUCGGAGGUGGCACCGGUUCUGGUUUCACCUCCCUGCUGAUGGAGCGUCUGUCCGUUGACUAUGGCAAGAAAUCCAAGCUGGAGUUCUCCAUCUACCCAGCUCCCCAGGUGUCCACUGCUGUGGUGGAGCCCUACAACUCCAUCCUGACCACCCACACCACCCUAGAGCACUCUGACUGUGCCUUCAUGGUGGAUAACGAGGCCAUCUAUGACAUCUGCCGUAGGAACCUCGAUAUCGAGCGCCCUACCUACACCAACCUGAACCGGCUGAUCAGUCAGAUCGUGUCCUCCAUCACUGCUUCCCUUCGUUUCGAUGGUGCCCUCAAUGUUGAUCUGACCGAGUUCCAGACCAACUUGGUGCCAUACCCCCGUAUCCACUUCCCCUUGGCCACCUACGCCCCUGUCAUCUCCGCUGAGAAGGCGUACCACGAGCAAUUAACAGUGUCAGAAAUCACCAACGCCUGCUUUGAGCCAUCCAAUCAGAUGGUGAAAUGUGACCCACGCCACGGUAAGUACAUGGCUUGCUGCCUCUUGUACCGUGGUGAUGUGGUGCCCAAAGAUGUCAAUGCUGCCAUCGCCACCAUCAAAACCAAGCGCUCCAUCCAGUUUGUGGAUUGGUGCCCCACUGGUUUCAAGGUUGGCAUCAAUUACCAGCCGCCCACCGUGGUUCCUGGUGGAGACCUGGCCAAGGUCCAGAGGGCUGUGUGCAUGCUGAGCAACACCACUGCUAUUGCAGAGGCCUGGGCUCGGCUCGACCACAAGUUCGAUCUGAUGUACGCCAAACGUGCCUUCGUUCACUGGUAUGUGGGUGAGGGUAUGGAGGAGGGAGAGUUCUCAGAGGCCAGAGAGGACAUGGCAGCUCUGGAGAAGGAUUAUGACGAGGUUGGACUCGACUCGGCUGAGGGUGACGGAGAGGAUGAUGGAGAGGAGUAUUAAACAGGCAUGUAGACAUUCAUAAUGUCAAAUAAAGUUUAUCAAUUGCA